Messenger RNA from Fonsecaea pedrosoi CBS 271.37, 1671 nucleotides. RefSeq lists its product as uncharacterized. Bases 1 to 1671 code for a protein of 556 amino acids. The record is from RefSeq and is a predicted model, not a curated record. NCBI's taxonomy places the organism in Eukaryota, Fungi, Ascomycota, Eurotiomycetes, Chaetothyriales, Herpotrichiellaceae. Gene Ontology annotation, biological process: tRNA processing. Gene Ontology annotation, molecular function: flavin adenine dinucleotide binding; tRNA dihydrouridine synthase activity. The transcript is spliced from 2 exons.
AUGUCUAGGCCAGUCCUCCAGUCGGUAGUAGACCUAUACCAACAGAUCCAGAGACAUAUUUCUCCGUUCAAGGUCAUGGCAGAGACGGCGGCCGCUGGCGUAGGCCAUAUGUCGUCGCCGUCAAAGCUGACAGGCAGGGCCUUCUACGAAAGCAUCGGCAGCCCAAAAUACAUAAUGGCUCCUAUGGUUGAUCGCUCAGAGUUCGCUUGGAGACUCCUCACGCGGUCCUACCUCGAUAAAGAGCGCUCAAAGUCCUUUCUAGCGUAUACGCCUAUGCUGCACGCGAGAUUGUUCCGAGAAACAGCAAGAUUUCGAGACGAACACUUCCAGCCCACCAAAAGCAGUCUGGUUUCCAAGGAGAGAGCCUCAGCGUCGCUAUGGCUUGAUGGCAAUCCGACUUUGGACCGACCGUUGUUCGUACAGUUUUGCGCCAAUAAGCCCGAAGAUCUGCUCGAGGCGGCACAAUAUGUGGCCCCUUACUGUGACGCGGUUGACUUGAAUUUGGGAUGUCCGCAGGGCAUUGCCAGGAAUGGGCGCUAUGGAGCUUUUCUGCAAGAAGACUGGGACACAAUCUACAAGAUGAUCAACAAAUUACAUAAUGAGCUCUCGGUUCCUGUGACGGCCAAGAUGAGGAUUCUGGACACCAAGGAGAAAACUCUGGAGUAUGCAAAGAUGAUUCUCUCCGCCGGCGCCAGCAUAUUGACAGUGCACGGGAGACGGAGAGAACAGAAGGGCCACAAUACUGGUCUCGCGGACUGGCAAAUGAUUCGAUACCUCCGGGAACAGCUACCGCCAGAGACGGUCAUCUUUGCGAACGGGAACAUUCUGAAUUCAGGCGACCUAGAAUCAUGCCUAGUAGCUACUGGGGCUGAUGGUGUCAUGAGUGCAGAAGGCAAUAUAUGUGAUCCCACAAUUUUUGCCGACCCGCCCAAAGAAUACAACCCCCGAGAGUACUGGUACGGGCCGGAUGGGAAAGGGGGCUACCGUGUGGACGCCGUGUUCAGAAGAUAUCUUGACAUCAUCCAUCGCCAUGUCUUGGGCAGAGAACCACCCGUGCGCAAGCCUCUUUAUGUCCCCGGUGAUCCCGAAGAGACGCGUCAGAAAACCGAAGCGAUCGAUGCUGAGCUUCCACCGAGAAAAAGACAAAAACGUUUGCCCAAGCAAAGGUUUGAUCCGAGUCUGAGGCCAAUGCAAGGACACCUGUUCCAACUCCUUCGUCCCCUGGUUUCGACGCACACCAACAUCCGAGAUGCGUUGGCACAAACACGAUGCGGAGACAUGGAUAGCUUCGAGGGAGUUCUUGCCAUGGUGGAAGCGGCGGUUAAGAUGGGCCUCGAUGAAUAUACAGCGUUACCCGAGGUCGAACACAAACCUGCAGCUGAAGGCGAAGUAGAGCAGCUACACGAGAAGGAACUGACACCCACAGAGAAAACCAGGAUGAAAUAUCGGAGGCCGUGGUGGGUCUGUCAGCCCUAUGUCCGGCCGCUACCAGACGACGCUGUCAAGAUGGGUGCCAUGCAACCGAUCAAGGGGACAUCCAAGGAGGGCUCGAGGGAAGUCGCAGGCAACGAGGACAAUGCAAGCCGGUCAAUCGAUGUCGCCGAGACACCUGAUCUGUCAUUGCACAGCACUACGAAAGAACUCGCUAAGCCUACACUGGUUUUCGGCUGA